AUGGGCCUUUUCAAGUCGGCCAACCCCCCUGCCCCUCCCAACAACCGGUCUAUGACGGGCCAGUCUAUUCGCGGCAAAAUAUCAGGCCCGAUUCCCAUACCAAAUCCCGUCGACGACGAAUUUCCCAUGCGCAACCCGGGCACCGGAAUCGCUACGCCGGUCACUGCCGGCGAUAUGAGAGAGCAGCAGAUGAAUCCCCCGCAAGCCGACCCCGUGGCCGGCUCGACUGUCUCAGUCCCCCAUCCCGAAGUCUCACAGGUUCCGAGAACCGAUUCGGUCGCCGUCCCUCCUGGAACCGGCUCUACUUCUGGAUCCUCUCCAACAUCCGCUACCCAUACCCACACCAACUCGCCUCAGUCGCAAAGAAGGACGAACAUGUCAAGCAAUCUGAGGUAUUCUGCCGUCAGCGCAUCGUCUGAACAGACGGGCGCGAGCAAGGACAGGCCACAGCGCAAAAAGUCAACUUUGCGCGGUGCACUGGGAAAGCUGUUCGGACGCAAAAAGAAGAAUGGUAGCCAGGGUUCUUACGAUUCGCAGCGCGUAUCGACUUACAACCCCACGACCCAGACCCAGACCCAGACCCAGACCCAGAACCUACACAAGAGCGACCCUUCCGCGUUAAACCGAGCCAAGGAAUCCGAACCAAAGCGAUCGGCGUCCCUGCCGAUCACCGAGUACGACAGAGCACUGAGGUCUCACUCCAUCGGCCCCCAGGACAUCACUACCAUCGAAAGCGUGCGCAACUCACUCAACAUCGACCCGGCGCAGUCCAGCCGCAAGCGAGCAGCAACCUCUACCAUUAGCCAAAUUUACUCGGCCCCGUUUAGGCGCGAGGGCGAAUUGGCAGGUCUCUCGCCACGUCCUGCGAGCACCCAUGUACGCGGAAGUCGACUCUUCCAUUCUGACGAUGACGACCCCGAAGAAAUCGGGCGCGCGAUUACAAGCGACGUUGGUCACAAGCGACGAUCCAGAAGCCUAAGUGGACUCAAUAAUCCGGAGGUACGGGCGGAUCUUCGGCGACGAAGCGACGAGAUCCGCUACUGGCGACAAAGCUACGAUCAAGGCUUCGGUGCUUCUCCCGCCUCAACAUAUCCUCCUGAUCACGAAAAUCAGUUCGCAGGGAUUGCACCGAUGGAUAUGCCUGAAUCUCCGGUGUCUCCGAUAGAGCAAGCGCAGACACCCAUUCAUACGCCGCCGCAGCCGUUUUCUUUUGGCAAUCUAACUCAUAUGAAUGUCAUGGCGGGUAUGAAGAUUACCCAAGCAGCCAGCAUCGAGACACGGAUUGAGACAUUGGAGAGCAGAAUGCAACGAAUGGAGGAUGUUGUCACCCAGUUGUGCAACUCGGUACCUGGCUUCCAGGUUCAAGUCAACCAGCCAGUCCGGCCUGCGCCGCCUGUGCCCGGGUCCAACCCAUCGCAGUCAAGCACUGCCACGAACCCCGUUAUUCAGCAGGUUGCACGCCAGAGCGCACCAAGCUCCAGGUACAGCAACUCGGCACAAUCGAACACCUCUUUCGGUGAAGCUCCCACAUACGUUGGAUCCCUUCAUAUUCCCACCGGAAUGAACCGACCCACUUCGAACUCGACCAUUCGUGGCGUCACCAGCUUGCCAGCCAUGCCUCGGACAGACGCUGGCCGCACUACAGAAACGUUUACAGCAGAUCAUUACACGAUGCUUUUGGCACUUCUCGAGACGGAGAGGUCCUCUAGACAGGCCCUUGAGUCUCAGGUAAAGAAGUUGACCAGACGCAUCAACAUGAUUUCCGGGCCAACUGGCCAGGGCCGCAUGUCUCUGCAGAUGGAACCUCCUCCAACAGCCAAGUCCUUUGGCAGCGUCUCCGCUUUUGACCACGAUUCAUCAGAUGAGGAGGAUGCGGCUACCAGGAACCGUCGUUACUUGGCCGAAGAUUCCGGCGUGGGAACUGGGGUCGGAGACGACGACUCCUACUCAGAGGUCUUUGCUACGCCGAGAGAGGAGCAGCCGCACAGUUACGGGGCUUUUGGGGAGGAACUGCACGAGGACGACGAAGAUCCCGUACGCAAAAAGGCAGCGAGGACACUGUCACUCAGCCAGAUGACGUUGGGAAAGAAAUCGUCCAGGACGGGAGUACGAAGUUGA
Molecule: messenger RNA, 2118 nt
Organism: Colletotrichum karsti
Lineage: Eukaryota; Fungi; Ascomycota; Sordariomycetes; Glomerellales; Glomerellaceae
Exons: 2
Coding region: 1-2118 (705 amino acids)
Source: RefSeq, a predicted model, not a curated record